Limulus polyphemus (Atlantic horseshoe crab) is the source of this 2603-nucleotide messenger RNA. RefSeq names its product ELAV-like protein 4. Bases 377 to 1432 code for a protein of 351 amino acids. Gene Ontology annotation, cellular component: ribonucleoprotein complex. The transcript is spliced from 6 exons. The record is from RefSeq and is a predicted model, not a curated record. NCBI's taxonomy places the organism in Eukaryota, Metazoa, Arthropoda, Merostomata, Xiphosura, Limulidae. Gene Ontology annotation, molecular function: RNA binding.
UGUGCCGGCUGCUGUUUAACGCAAGCUGGAGGGAGAAAACGAGGGCAUUUAGUUCCUGCCUUGAGGUUGACUCUGUUGAGUUGCUAAGAGGUCGUGUGCCGGUUUCGUUCCGUUUUCCUUCUGUUUUUGUUUUACUCGUUUUUCAUCUCUAGCUCAGACGUUCUCCUUUUUCGUUCACGUUUCAAUUAUUUGUAUCUAGAGAACACAAACACCGCGUCAGAGACAGGGUGGAAACGACAACUUCUAGUGGAGAAACGAGCGCUUCAGUGAUUACAGCUCAGUUUACACUUCGUCGUUCCCAGAAAGCUCUGUCACCGAAGAAUAGGAGGCGUAGAGGAACAGCUAGGAGUUUUAAAAAGUGAGACCAGUGUACACCAUGGAUACAACGACAGUGGUGUCACAACAGAAUGGUACCAUUCACAACUCUGUUCAGACGGUAGACGACUGUAACACCAACUUGAUCGUCAACUACCUGCCCCAGACCAUGACCCAAGAAGAGAUUAGGAGUUUGUUCUCCAGUAUUGGAGAGGUGGAAUCUUGCAAACUCAUUAGAGACAAAGUUACAGUAGGUCAAAGUCUGGGGUAUGGGUUCGUUAACUACGUUCGUGCAGAAGACGCAGAAAAGGCAAUCAAUACACUGAAUGGACUCAGACUUCAGAAUAAAAUUAUCAAGGUUUCCUACGCGAGACCGAGUAGCGAGGCCAUCAAGGGAGCCAACCUGUACGUUAGUGGGUUGCCCAAGUCAAUGACCCAACAGGAACUGGAGAAUCUGUUCGCCCCCUACGGUCGGAUCAUCACCUCACGGAUCCUCUGUGAUAAUGUGAAAGUUAAGCCGAUUGUGGGUAAUUUUGCAGGAUUGUCUAAAGGUGUCGGAUUUGUGCGUUUCGACCAGCGAAUAGAAGCCGACAGAGCUAUUAAACACCUACACAACACCAUUCCCGACGGCAGUAGUGAACCAAUCACAGUGAAAUUUGCAAAUAAUCCAAGCAACAAUGCAAAGGCAUUAGCACCCCUGGCGGCAUACUUGUCUCCUCAGCGCCCGUUUCCUGGACCCAUCCACCAUCCAGCUAACCGCUUCAGGUACAUUCCCCUGUCGCCGAUCUCCAGGUAUUCCCCUCUGGCAGGAGAUUUGCUGGCAACCAAUUCUCUAUUGGCUGGGAACGUUUUGAAUGGUUCUGGAUGGUGUAUGUUCAUCUACAACCUCGCUCCUGACACCGAGGAAAAUCUCUUGUGGCAGCUAUUUGGCCCUUUUGGGGCAGUACAGAGUGUCAAGGUCAUUCGAGAUCUGCAGACCAACAAGUGUAAAGGGUUUGGCUUUGUGACGAUGACCAAUUACGACGAGGCUCUGGUCGCCAUUCAGAGCCUGAAUGGUUACACCCUGGGGAACAGGGUUCUCCAAGUGUCGUUCAAGACCAGCAAGUGUAAGACAUAAAAUCAGGGAUCAGAGGGUGAGGGACGAUACGAUGCAGGGUUCCCGGACUUCUGACUCUGUCGUAAAUGAACCCUUCAAUGAAUACUUUAAAUGAAGUACAGUUCUUCUCACCAGAAGUUUGGUGGUUCCUGUUUCUAAACAUCCUAGUCAUGACAUGUAUUUAUUAGAACUGUCUACACCAAAUUUCCAAAACGCCAAAGUAAAUUUUAUACACUUUGUAAACGUAUGUCGUAUAUGACAUACGUCAUUCGAGUCUAGCAAGUGUCUGCUACGAGAGUAUUCUUCUUUCAUUUUUUUUUUUCUCUUAAUUACCUAGCCGUCGUAUAAUAUUGUUUGGUCAUCCUUUAAGGUCGUGACUUGUUGUUUUAAUCUUGACGUAUAAUUCGUGUGGUCACAAAGGUAUAUUUUGAUUUUGCAACCAGAACACUUAAGACCCUUUAAAUUUAUUCAUUUCCGGUUAUGAUCUCGUCGUUAGAAUAUUUUUUAAUGAAGGAUGACCAAAGGUACGUCAGUCAUUUUCAGUUUUACCUUUACCCCAAGGUAUUUUAACUUAUUUUAAAUUUUGUUAACAAGUCCUACCAGUGUUUGUUUUUUUUUUGGACAAGUGUUUGUACGUACGUUAGCCUAUUUGUUAAGAACAUGUACCUACUUGUUUGAUGGACGUAUUGAUCUGAAAACCUUGUACUUCCUUAUUUUAUUUUGUGUACCGGCAAUUAAGUUUAAUUUGCUUUCUUUUUUGUUUUGCAUGUCUAAAGCCUAUUCUGGCUUUACUGUAAUCACAUUUGGUUACUAUUAAAUAAUGUUGUUUAUAUUUGGUUAUGGAUGAAUUCAUUUAGAUUCCUCUUCUUUUUUUUUCUUAACAAAUGAGUGUUCUAUCUUUCUUUUACUUAUUUUUUUUUAUAGACGCACACAGGAAUUAGUAAGCUUAGCUCCCUGCAUGCAAUUAGAACGAUUAGCAUUCGAUGACUCUGCAUGCAUUCGGAGAUUGGGGGGAGGGGGGGUAGAAUGUCGGUGACAUACCACAAAACCAUCCGUCAUUUUAGUGGCUCCUGAAAAAAAAAAAAGCUAAUAAUAAUUAGAGCUAACACUACCGCCACCAUGGCCACUUCCACCAGAAUCUAUUUUUGUAAAAAGUUGAUAGCAGGCAAAAAAUAAAGUUGGAAUAAAAAAA